UCGUAGUAGCACAAUCCAAAUCCAAAUCCAAAGCUAAAUCCAAACCAAACUCCAUUCCAGUUUUCCAACAUGGAAGAGGAGCGAGAAAAUGGAGCUCACUGCCUAAUCGUGCCCUACCCGAUUACUGGCCACAUAAACCCGAUGCUCCAAUUCGCCAAACGCUUAUCCCACAAACGGGUCCGGGUCACCCUAGCUCUAACCGAAUUCCUCCUCAAAACCACCACCUUCUCCGCCGCCUCCGUCUCUCUCCGCCCCAUCUCCGACGGCUUCGACGACGGAGGCCGCGCCCAUGCCAAGACCUCCGACGAGUACUUCGCCCGCUUCCAGGAAACCGGGCGGCAGACGCUCUCGGAGCUGAUCCGGGAGCUCUCGGGUUCGGGUCGGGUCGUGGACUGCGUCGUCUACGACCCGUUCAUACCUUGGGUGCUGGACGUGGCGAAGGGGGCCGGGCUGCAGGCGGCGGCGUUUUUCACGCAGUCGUGCGCGGUCGACAACAUAUAUCACCAGGCGUAUGCCGGGGAGCUGAGGCUGCCGCUCUCCGGCGGCGAGGUCGAGGUGCCCGGGCUGCCGGCGAUGAAGCCCGACGAGAUGCCGUCGUUUAUCUACGUCCACGGGUCGUACCCGGGUCCGUUUCGCAUGAUCCUGGACCAGUUUCGGAAUCUGGGCCGGGCGGAUUGGAUCUUCAUCAACACUUUCCGUGAGUUGGAAGAAGAGGUGCUGCAAUACUGGAUGACAAGGAUUGGGAGAGUGAGGGCGGUAGGGCCAACCAUACCAUCAAUCUACUUAGACAAACGUUUGCAAGAUGACAAAGAAUAUGGCCUCACCAUCUUCAAACCAAUGAGCAAUAUAUGCAUGGAAUGGCUCAAUCAACGACAACCUAGAUCGGUCGUCUACGUGUCGUUCGGAAGUUUGGCGGAGCUAACCGUAGAUCAAAUCGAAGAGCUGGCGUGUGCUCUGACAACAUGCGGCAAGCACUUCUUGUGGGUGAUACGAAAAUCGGAGGAAUCGAAGUUUCCCGCCAAGUUAUUGGCGCCGAUGGGAUUGGUGGUGUCGUGGUGCGACCAGCUCGAGGUGCUGGCGCACGAGGCCGUAGGUUGCUUCGUUACACAUUGUGGAUGGAACUCGACACUAGAGGCGUUGAGCUUGGGAGUGCCGAUUGUGGCGAUGCCGCAGUGGACCGACCAGAGUUGUAAUGCUAAGUUUGUUGUUGAUGUCUGGGGGAGCGGCGUUAGGGCUCGGCCUAACGAGAAGGGAUUGGUGAGACGAGAGGAGAUAAUUGGGUGUGUGGAGAGCGUUAUGGAGGGGAAAUUCAUUAGUUCGAAUGCGACCAAAUGGAAGGAGAUAGCUAGAGCGGCUGUGGACGAGGGAGGUACUUCGGAUAAAAAUAUUGAAGAAUUUGUAUCUGCCUUGAAAAUAUUGAAAGCCACAACUAACAAGUAAAACUUUUCUAUACAUGUAAUGGUUUAUAAUAUUUUGUGUCCCCAACUUUCAACGUUUUCCAUAAAAUGUCUUGUUAUACAA
Messenger RNA from Salvia miltiorrhiza (redroot sage), 1521 nucleotides. Its product is annotated as UDP-glycosyltransferase 74G1-like. The record is from RefSeq and is a predicted model, not a curated record. The transcript is spliced from 2 exons. Gene Ontology annotation, molecular function: UDP-glycosyltransferase activity. Bases 70 to 1440 code for a protein of 456 amino acids. Lineage: Eukaryota; Viridiplantae; Streptophyta; Magnoliopsida; Lamiales; Lamiaceae.